CUAAUUUAAUGGGGUAUUUGAAUGAUAAAGGAGUAACAUAUGAUUACUUUGAAUCUUUGGCAUUCUAAAAGAUGUUGAAAGAAAAAGGAAUAGUGUAAUUUUUGAGUUUGUUAAAAAUCUUUGGGAAAUUCUAAUUACAUGAACAUUAAUUUGAACAUCUCUCAGAUCCCAAUGUGAAAUAGGUAGAGACCAAAAUGUAGCUGUUUUGGGGUGAUGAAUUUGAAGGUCACGUGAUAAAGUUGUAUGAUGACUAGAAGUUGGCUCUGUUGAACCCCAAUACAGGUAAAAAAUAAUAUAGAUAAACAUAGGUGGUUUAUUUUAAAGUUUGGGUGAAGAACAAUAGAAGAAGCUGCCAUUUGUAAUAUUACCAGAAUUUGGUGCUUGGAUGAUUGAAUUGACUCCAAACAAGCCAUAUCAAUGCAUGUGCUUCAAUUUUGACCAAGUCUUAAUAAAUAUGAGAAAGAGAAUCCAAACACUCCAAAGUUAUCUACCAUAAGGAAAUCAAUAUGUACUUAUCCCAGUCUAUCCAAUGUUGGGAGUUGGUAGAUUUACAACAACAGUUGAGAGUGAUUUGACUGCUUCGAUGAUUGAAAAGAUCAGAAGUCAGACAAGUUACAUCGAGGGAACUCCCACUUUGUAGUAAGAUGAAAAGUAGUUUCAAAAUGAAAAAUUGAUCUAACCAGCUACUCCCUAUAAAGAAUUACCAGUGGAACCUAUUUGCAAUUACUUCUCUUAAAGUAUAUACUUUGAUGACAGAAUCAUUAAUCCUCAUCCAAGAUACUCGACCUUAGCUUAGAAUAUUAGAUUAAGGAGAGGAUCAAAGGUUGAAAUAAAAAUACCAUUGUUUAUUGAUUAAAAUACAAAAAUAGAACAGAGUGAAUAUGAACCAAAUCCAGGGUAUUUCUAUUCUUUUAUUAUUUUUAGAUACAUAACAAUGGAUCAUAUGGGAUUUGGAAUGGGAAAUUGUGCACUCCAAACUACUUAUUUGAGUAUUGACAUAGAUCAUGCCAGAUUAUUGUAUGAUCAAUUAGCUGUUUUGGCUCCUUUGUUUGCAGCUUUGACAGCAGGUAGUCCAAUUUAUAAAGGAAAAUUAUCGAAUUGGGACACUAAAUGGGAUUGCUUGGAAAUGUCAGUUGAUUGUAGAAGUGAAAAUGAAAGAAAUCCUUAGAAUCCAAAUUAUAUACCUAAAUCAAGAUAUUCAACAAUUUCAUAUUUCAUUUCUAAUGAUAAAAUGAACUUAGAAGAAUACAAUGAUCUAAGUUUCCCAGCCAAUGAGGAAAUCAUGAAAUUUGCUAAAUAAAAAGCAUAAGAAAUGAAUAUACCACUUGAUGACAAAUUACUUAGACAUCUGGGAAUUCUAUUCAUGAGAGACAACAUGGUUAUGUUUAAGGAUAAAAUACAUAUUGAUGAUAAUACAGCUCAUUUUGAAGCCAUCUAAUCAAGUAAUUGGAAUUCAGUCAGAUUUAAACCACCUCCUUCUUAUAAUUCAAAGAUUGGAUGGAGAGUGGAAUUCAGGACAAUGGAAAUUCAAUUGACAGCAGAAGAAAAUGCUGCAUGGUCUAUUAUGAUCCUUAUGAUUGUUAGAUUGUUCUUUACAGUAAUUUAUUAAUUCUAUCUUUAGAACUAUAUUCCAGUUAACUUUUAUAUGCCCUUAUCCCUUGUUGAUGAAAAUAUGAGAAGAUCAAAAGAAAAAGGAGCUAUCUUAAAUUAAAAAUUCUACUUUAGAACCAACUUCUAAGAGUAUGGUCCUGCCACUAUUGAGGAGUUAACUUUGCAAGAAAUAUUUUUUGGUAAAUAGGAUGGAUCUUUCAUUGGAAUUAUAGGAUUAAUUCAUCAAAAUAGAAAUGUGGUUAAUAAAUAGUAGUGUGCAUAGAAGGAAGAGCACAUUUAUUUAAAAAAUAAAACACUUCAAAAUGAAGUCAUUGAAUUUGUAAGAAACAAAGUUAAUGGGAACACUAAAACACUUGCUUCAUGGAUGAGAGAUUUUGUUACUUCACAUCAGAAUUACAAUUAGGAUUCCAUUGUAUCUCAUGAAAUCAAUUAUGAUCUCAUCAAAACUCUCACUGCUAUUAAAGAUAGACAAAAAGAGGAUCCACACUUUCCCUUAAUAUUUAGUAUGUGAUUUUAAAUUUUAAACUCC
This is a messenger RNA of Paramecium octaurelia, 2140 nucleotides long. The record is from the annotation of a GenBank genome assembly. NCBI's taxonomy places the organism in Eukaryota, Ciliophora, Oligohymenophorea, Peniculida, Parameciidae.